Messenger RNA from Panicum virgatum (switchgrass), 1231 nucleotides. RefSeq names its product transcription factor TB1-like. Gene Ontology annotation, molecular function: DNA-binding transcription factor activity; sequence-specific DNA binding. Gene Ontology annotation, cellular component: nucleus. The record is from RefSeq and is a predicted model, not a curated record. The coding region runs from base 61 to 894 and encodes 277 amino acids. The transcript has a single exon. Gene Ontology annotation, biological process: regulation of secondary shoot formation. Lineage: Eukaryota; Viridiplantae; Streptophyta; Magnoliopsida; Poales; Poaceae.
UAAGGUUUACGACCACUGCUUCUGUUAAGCACGCUACUAGCUACUGCACAAUCACAGCAAAUGCUACCUUAUUACCCUAACAACAGGCCUCAUCGCCAUCAGCAUCACCAUCAUUGCGUCUACCAGCAAGAGCAGUCACUCUUACAGAACCCUACUGCAGCAGCAGCUGCGGCGGCUUUCCUCAUGCCGCCGACCGCGUCGAUGUCUGCUUGGGACGGGUACGGCGCGCAGAUCUUCCCCGCGGACAUGAUGCUCCGCCACCAGGAGACCCUGGAGGCCGUGCUCCAGCAGCCGGCGACGGUGGUGGCUCCCCUGCGGGCGCCGGAAGCGGCUGCGGCGGAGGGGGAGCUGAGACUGAGAGACGCAGCGCCGGCGGGGGCGGAUGGCGCCGGCGCCCAUGGCGCGGCCGCGCCGCGGAGGCGGCCGUACCGGACGGACCGGUACAGCAAGAUCCGCACGGCGCAGGGCGUGCGCGACCGGCGGAUGCGGCUGUCGGUCGGCGUGGCGCGGGAGUUCUUCGCGCUGCAGGACCGCCUGGGGUUCGACAAGGCCAGCAAGACCGUCAACUGGCUCCUCACCCAGUCCAAGCCGGCCAUCGACCGCCUCCACGACGCCGCCGAUCCGCCGGCGGUGGUGAAGGGGGGAGGGGAGGGGAGCUCCUCGAGCACUUGCUGUUUCAAGGACUCGACGGAGGAGGCGGCGGAAAAGGGAAGGAGCAGAGUUGGCGGUCGUGUUGGGCCAGCGGCGGCGCUCAUGGAAGAGCACGGCGGCGGCGAGGUCGACUGGAUCACGUCGGACGCCGCGGCGGCAGUGCCGCCGGCGCAGCCACCGCAGCCGAUGGACGAGUUGGAGUACUACUACCAGUACUACCUGCAGCUCGAGGAGAUGAUAUGAUGCAACAACGGAGUGCCAAGGUGAUUUCUUGUAUGGUAUGUAAACAUGUUAUUAGGUCUCAACUCUAUAAAGCUUGAAGGCUUCUAUAGCGUAAUUACGCUUCUGCUGCCAUGAUCUCCAACGCUGCAUAUAUAUAGUCACUACCGGAAAACGCACAAAUGUCUAGUGUCUACGGGUUUGCCGAGUGCCAGACCACGGGCACUCGGCGAAGACGAUCUUUGCCGAGUGCCAGACCUAGGGCACUCGGCAAACAUGUGGCACACGGCAUACCCACGCUUUGCUGAGUACAUAUACAUGAGAGCUGGUUCUCUAUCCAUCAAGACCAAUUAGCCGGGGU